Molecule: messenger RNA, 4257 nt
Organism: Paralichthys olivaceus (Japanese flounder)
Lineage: Eukaryota; Metazoa; Chordata; Actinopteri; Pleuronectiformes; Paralichthyidae
Biological process (GO): regulation of transcription by RNA polymerase II
Molecular function (GO): RNA polymerase II cis-regulatory region sequence-specific DNA binding; DNA-binding transcription factor activity, RNA polymerase II-specific; protein binding
Source: RefSeq, a predicted model, not a curated record
CCAAUCGCCUUAGUGAGGAGGCGGGGAGGGACCUGGCUCGGUUAGGCUGCGGAUCAGCAACAAACAGAAGGUUACGAGUUUGAAAAAUCCGACUGUUCGAUUCCCGGACGGGCAUUACGGCGGCGGGGAGGCUGCGAACUAUGUCGGGCCUGUAACCGCAGCUCGUUGGGCCGCUUCUGAAGGCGCUCCGCCGGCGAUUGGCAACAUUUUUCGCGGAGGGGCUGCGCCGCGGGGACAAGCUCGCUUUUAGCUCGUUCGGAGCGGCGAUGCUGAGCCGAUAGCUGCGUCAUCAUGUUGCUUCCGACUCGAGUUGGCGAGAAGAGAUCUCAAGUUAACGCCGGAGGUGAGGCUGCCCGCCGCCACCCAGCACCGGAGGCCACCCCCGGCCCCUGAAGAGGACGGCAGGCGGGCUGCGGGCGCGGGGUCGGCGGUGAGAGCCCCGUGAGAGUGCGCGGUGAAACCGGUGACUUUACAUCACUUGGCGCGUUGCUCCGCUGCCUGAAUUUCUCCUCCACACUUGGAUGGACGGUGUGAAAUGUCUCUUGACGGCGAGAAACAUUUGAAUUAGCGGAUUUUUUUCAGGAUUGAGACCAAACAGAAAGUUGUUCAUGUUUGCAUGGUGAGAAGUGAUGAUUGACAGCAGGACCCUCCAGCGGAUGAGCACAUCUGAUGGUGAUUUUCACCUGAAAGGAAAUCCACUUUGUUCGGUCCAUAAUGAGACACGUUUGAUUUAAGCUAACCACCGGAGACACACUGUUAGCCGGGUGUAGAGGAGGGUGUGUUGGGGCUCAUUGUUCGGACCGGGCUCUGUUGUCUGCUGUCACCGCAUCCACGUGGACUUUGUCUGGGCACGGUGGGUAAAGUUUGGACCCGGGCGGAAGCUUGUUUUUACAGAAGAAGAAGAGGGAGUGAGGUUUCAUCACACCCUUUUGUAAUAUUAUUUGUAAAAAUGGCCGGCGAUUGCGCCCACACCAACACCCACUACGCGAACUCUGAGGCGUUCGACCCGUCCAAACCGUGGGCGGAUGGGGACUCGGUGCGCACCGGGGACGCGGAGUCAGUCGGGGUUUCUCCAGGACGCGGACUCCCCGCACGCCGGUCGCCCAACUUCGAGAUGAUAGACGGGCUGCUGUACCGCAAGAAGCUGGAGAAGGGCUUCAUCAACUACCGGGAGGUUCUGGAUGAGGACCGGAGACACGAGGCCGUCUCCACCUUUCACCGGCGGCGGCCUGGUCAGCGCCAUUUCUCCCAGGAGGAGACCUACAAAUGUGUGGCUGAGAACUACUGGUGGGAGGGGAUGUACUUCCAGAUCAGAGACUUUGUCCUGGGUUGUCCAGAGUGUCACCUCGUAAAGAAAACAGAGGGGCUCGGUGGCAGGAGAUGUGUCACAAAGACGAUGGCGUCACACAGCGCCGACAUGCUGAGCAAGUUGAGGAGUCAGCGGGAGGCGGGGCUGUUCUGUGACAUCACCCUGCGGACCAACGGCCGAUCCUUCUCGGCCCACAGAGCCGUUUUGGCGGCCGUCAGUGAUCACUUCCAGGAAAUCUUCACAGAGAUGGACUCGAGCAUGAAAGCAGACAUAGAUCUCACUGGUUUCAGUGAGGACAGCCUUCUAUCGCUGCUGGAUUUCUCCUACUCUUCCACUCUAUGUGUUCGUCAGGAGGACCUGCCUGAAGUCAUCGCCAUGGCUCGCCACCUGGGCAUGUGGCUUGCAGUGGAAGCCUGCUCCGCUCUCAUGAAGGAGCAGGAACAGCAGCACCGUCCUGGUAAAGGCCUUAACUCGGCCUGUGCUGGUGCAUGCCAUGAGCGUCAUCCCCAGCAGAGGGAAGGCAAGAGGAAAAGAGUGGAGGACAACAUUAACAAUGGUUUCAGUCUGAUUCUGGAUGUUUCAGACGAGUCUUUAGAAGAGAGUCCCAGGCGCAAUUUGCGCAGAAUGGCACGACCCCAAGGUUUUAACAGCCCCCCUCUGAGUCCCUCGCACAGGAUGAAGCUCUUGGACUUUAAAUCUCCCUCGUCAAAGAAAGCUACUAUACCUCGACACACCAUCAACAACCAUCAGUCACAGAACUACUCACCUAUACCACCACCAAAUACCCGUCUUCUCCGCUCCUCUCCAGGGGCUGCCAAGGAGGUCCGGAGGUUGCUGCCCAUGUCAGAGAGCCCGCAACGUAAACGAAAAUGCCACUCCAUCACUCGGCGCUCGUCCUCCAGAUCAAGGCCCAGCACAGUAUGCAGCCCUGUGAGAGUGAAGCAGGAAGUAGAGGAGGUAGGAGAGGAUGAGAUGGAUUAUGCAAGAGCACAAGAAAAGUACAAGUUGAUGAAUGUUCUGGGGCUACAGAGGACUGCGCUCCUUCCCAGACCAGAGGAUCUCAUUGGCUGGAGACAAAAGAAACGCCUGAGGAAACUGAAGGCCAACAACUAUUCCCUUACUAAGCGGCGGAAGCCCCGCUUGGUCUCACCAGUGGUAACCUAUGGGAAUGUGACACUGUCACUUCCCCUCUGUAACCCUGUUAACACUCGCGUCCUCAACAAGACAGUGAAGGGAAAGCCUGUGGUCCCAGUCAGAGCAGAGCAGCUUACAGCAAAGAGGCCAAAGACCGCCCUGCAGCGCGUCCCUCCAAGUGACAGGAGUACAAGAAGUAAAGGUGUGUUACCAGACAUGUUCCAGCCAGCAUCCAGGCCUCCCUAUGGGGGGAGAGAACUCAGACGGUCAGUAAGGGAGGGCAGCAGUGUCCACUUUGCUGCCCAGCAGCCUGUGCGAUGUAACACCAACAAAUCAUUCUUGAAAAAUGCAGUUAGGAUCAAAUCAGAACCGGCUGAAUAUUCUAUCUCAGGUUUCUCCCUUCCAUCAAACAGUCGUUGCAGCCUCACAACUCACACAUCCGCACCUUCACAGAGGAUGCAGUCCAGAAAUAAGAUCACUGUAGAGGCAGUCAAAUCACUGCGUUACAACAGAAGCCGACCAGCAGCAAAGCUCAAGCGGGGCUCCACAACAGAGGUUGAGAAGUGUAAGCCCAGGGAGGAGGGGAGGAAAGCGGGGAGCCAGGGGCUGAGGGGGGUCAUGGACACGAGACUGAGAGGGAAGAAUGAUGAACCUGAUGGGCUCCAGUUAUCAGAGCAUGGACCCCCACCGUCCAUUUACAGCCACCCUCUGUACAAAGUCAUUAAAGAGGAGCCAGCAGACCCAGUGCCAGUUGUUGGACCUUUCCCCGAUCCUCCCUCACCAGACCUGGGCAAACGCCAGAGCAAGCCCCCCAUCAAAUUACUGGAUUCAGGCUUUCUGUUCAGCUUCUGUCGGUCAGCAGGGGGGCCCAUGGCUGGACUGAAGAAAGAGGAGGAGAGUGUGGAUAUCUGUUUAACACGCUCCGUGUCACAAGUGGGGGAUACAUUUGUAGCCGAAGAGCCCCCCCAUAGGACGCUGAGGGCCAGAGGGCCAUCCAGCCUGCCUGUGGUGAAGAGGGAGAGGGAGGAGAGGAGAGUGAGCCAAAGCAGGGUUCAGAGACCCAGGAGAAACUCCCAGAACAACACUCUUCCUCUGGCCAAAUCUGCCGGGUCCAAGGUGACGCGGUCCAUGUCUAAGCAACAAAGUAAACAACUUGCUCUGAGCAGCAAGAACUGUGUUUUGCUGGAUGCUGUACGACGGGCGCGGCUAAAACAGCUACGAGGGCCUCGUAGUCAAGCCCCUAAAGUCCCAAAGGCGGCCCACACCUGUCUGCAGUGCCCAACCUCCUACAGGGACUGCGAUGCCCUGAUCAUGCAUCGCCUCAGGCACAUUGAGGGCAAGCACUGGCCCUGUCCGCUCUGCAGUAAGACGUUCUUCCGACUAAGGAAUGUACGGAACCACAUACGCACCCAUGACCCCAAGUUGUACAAAUGCCGGAGCUGCAUUAUCGCUGGUUCCUGAGGCAGGUGGAGGAAACUGAGGAUGAAGGCUGUCAGCGCCUGACACCAGUGAACCCGAGUGAAACCAGAGGCACAUGAUCGAUCAGCGGCUUGUACAUACUGCAUCUGUCACACGCGAGCACAACUCCUCUGUGCGAAGGCGUGGUCAUUGAUUCUAAUCAUUGCCGUUGUCACGAUUGCUAAUAUUAUUUAAAUAACCAAACCAAGGUUGCCGUUCCUGUUUUGCAUUUCCAUACAAGAGGUUAAACUUGAACAUUACACUCAGGGGGGGCCGGGAAUGCGAUGCCACGGUAUAAAGUAAUUAUAACAUCACUGUUGUGUAUAAAAUAAAAUGUAAAGUGAUUGUUAUAACUA